AGUCCACUGCCAGUAUGUCAGAAUCUCUGAUCAUCAUGUGAAUAGAUAAACAAGUGUCCCACAGUUUUUUUACUUUUCGUUUUCAGAAGAUGAGGACAGAAGUGAUAGAAGGCAACAAUAGCAAACCUAGUGCUCCUCUGCUGGCUCAACGGUACCCAAGAAUGGUCACUAAAGAUGGGCAUAGCACACUCCAGAUGGAUGGUGCCCAAGGAAAAGGACUUGCAUACUUAAAAGAUGCUUGGGGAAUACUAAUGGAUAUGCGCUGGAGAUGGAUGAUGUUGGUAUUUUCUGCUUCUUUUGUCCUCCACUGGCUUGUUUUUGCAAUUCUCUGGUACUUCUUAGCUGAAAUGAAUGGGGAUCUGGAGAUUGAUCAUGAUGCCCCACCUGAAAACCAUACUAUUUGUGUAAAGUACAUCACUAGCUUUACAGCUGCUUUUUCCUUUUCGCUGGAGACACAGCUCACUAUCGGUUACGGCACAAUGUUCCCAAGUGGAGACUGUCCAAGUGCAAUUGCUCUACUUGCUAUACAAAUGGUACUGGGUCUAAUGCUGGAGGCCUUUAUCACAGGUGCAUUUGUAGCAAAAAUUGCCCGACCAAAGAAUCGAGCUCUCUCCAUCCGGUUCACUUAUCUUGCAGUGGUGACACACAAAGAAGGAAAGCCAUACUUAAUGUUCCAAGUGGCUAAUACUCGCCCAAGUCCACUCACCAGUGUUCGGAUUUCUGCAGUUCUUUAUGAAGAACGUGAAACUGGUCAACUGCAUCAAACUACUGUGGAUUUCCAUUUGGAUAGCAUCACUUCUGAAGAGUGCCCAUUUUUUAUUUUUCCCUUGACCUAUUACCAUUCUAUUACACCAUCAAGUCCUCUAGCCAUUGUUCUACAAAGGGAGGCUCAUCAUCAUUUUGAGCUAGUAGUCUUCCUUUCAGCCACACAAGAGGGCACAGGGGAAAUAUGUCAAAGGAGGACAUCCUAUCUCCCAUCAGAGAUUGUAUUACAUCACCACUUUGCGUCUAUGCUGGCUCGAGGUGCUAAAGGGGAAUAUCAGAUCAAAAUGGAAAAUUUUGAUAAAACAAUCCCAGAACUUCCAGCAGCAGACACUAAAAGUUCAAAAAGGACUGAAAUGGAGAUUCGCAUCAAUGGACAGCACAUUGACAGCUUCCAAAUCUGUGAGACUCAGAUGACAGAAUAA
Messenger RNA from Python bivittatus (Burmese python), 1187 nucleotides. RefSeq names its product potassium inwardly rectifying channel subfamily J member 13 (gene KCNJ13). Gene Ontology annotation, molecular function: inward rectifier potassium channel activity. The record is from RefSeq and is a predicted model, not a curated record. Gene Ontology annotation, cellular component: plasma membrane. NCBI's taxonomy places the organism in Eukaryota, Metazoa, Chordata, Lepidosauria, Squamata, Pythonidae. Gene Ontology annotation, biological process: potassium ion import across plasma membrane; regulation of monoatomic ion transmembrane transport.